Messenger RNA from Trachemys scripta elegans, 9297 nucleotides. It is a transcript of the gene FICD, whose product is annotated as FIC domain protein adenylyltransferase. The transcript is spliced from 3 exons. Gene Ontology annotation, molecular function: protein binding. The record is from RefSeq and is a predicted model, not a curated record. Bases 5921 to 7294 code for a protein of 457 amino acids. Lineage: Eukaryota; Metazoa; Chordata; Testudines; Emydidae.
ACUGAGCGUGCUCACUGGAGAGAGGCCCUUGUGUCCCCGGCUGUCAACCUAAGCUGCCUUCUAAGAGUACAGGGGUGCGGGGAGCAACACCCAAAGCCUUUGAUCUCCACCAUAUUUUUCUUUACAGAGUCCCAAUGUGCUGAGCCUAUGAACUUGCCCGCUUGGGCUGACAUUGGACUGUGCGUUUGCUUAUUUCCCCCCAUUAGAAUAACAGGGAGAGAACAAGGGUGGGGGAAUCUGCUUUCCUCCACCGCGUCCUUGCUCAUUUCCAUUUCUCCCGGUUGCUAUGGGGACCAAGGAUAUUACCUUCAACAGACACCGUUUGUUUUUCUUUUUUUUGGUGCGCCAAAAGCCUUUCCGAUCCAGCCGGCACCUGUAGACCCCACCUCAUUAUGCAGCUGCCUCCGCGCUGCCAGGCCUAAAAGUUUCAAUCAUUUCAGCUCCAUCCCUCUCUGUUGCUGGGCUCCCCAGCCUGCCGGAGCGGCCGUGAUCCAGACCCCGGCGCUCCAGGCUCUGAGCGGAAAUCUACAACAAGAAAGUCAGAAUUUCCAGUGUGGGAGGAAAAAACCCUUUGAAAUUGACACAAACUUCCCAGAUGGGAAGGAGAGGGACGGUCCCUGCUGAAUCAGAGAAACAGCCCCCUUUGAAACAAGGAGGGCUCCAUUCUCCAGACGCCAAAACCCUCACACAAAUUAAUAAAAUACAAUCCACAGCCUCUGAUAUUAAUCAGAGCUGGGAAUAAUCCACCCUGAGGAGGGAUCAGGGUAGGAGGCAGAUUGAAUCCGGAUUAGAGCCGCCUCCUUCAGCUCAGAUGUAGAAGGAGCUCUCAGCUCCUGUGCUUGUCACCUGGAGCUCGGCCAGCACGGGAUGAAGCUCAUGGGCCCGAUUCUGAGCGCAUACUGGGCUAAAAUUGGGAGCAUGUCCCUGGAACUGCGGGAAGCUCUACUGGUUCACAUGGCGUGAGAGUGAGAGCUGCUCCCUGCUGUACAAAUGCAGCAUUUGUCCCCCUCCCUCUGGCUGCAACUGUGUCUGUGUAAAGGGACUAACUUCAACCCUGGAGUAAGUCAAGCCCACUGUAUUGUAUGAGUGGGGAAAACUGACUGUCAAAAUCUGUGAAGCCACCACCGUGUUCUCCUGGGACUCUCCACUGCUGUGAGGCCUGCAAAGCACUGACCGCUGUCAGUGCCUCAGCUGAGACAAACGCUUCGUAUGCAAACAGCGCUGGUUUUACUCCGAUCUCGUCCUCUCUGCCCAGUUGCUUCUUUCUUCACCCUCUCGUCAUGAGCCCAGACGGCAUGCACGCUAGGGCGGGGACUCUUUGAUCGGUUGGCACAGCACCACGCACAACGAAUCUCCACCCCUCAGUGGGCGCGUUUAGCUGCUACUGUAAUACCCAUUGUGUAAACACCCUGAGCACACGGCAAACCGUUUGCAGGUACCCAGAGGAGAUUGUUCUCUGCCAAGACAGGCUGGCAAAUCCAUGCAGCCACCAGUGCCAGAGUCUGAAGCUCCUUUGGGUGACAGUCUGCUCGUCUCUUUCACCAGCAGCACCCAAACCUCUUUCUGCCACAUUACUUCUGUCACAGACUGUCCCUGACCCAUGGGCUUCAGUGGGUCUGAUGCCGAAUCAUUGUGAAUGAGCAUCAGCUCUCUGCAUUAACAGCCAAACCCUCCUCCUCGCUCCGUCCAACUACCACAGUCAGCAAUGGGGGGAAAGUGAGUAAGAACCUGCGUCUCUAUCUCUACGAACCUGCUCAUCCCACACAGUGCUGAUCACCUCUUGGAGCUGAUUAAGUUAAUAGGCGCUGUGGCUGUUCAGCACUUCGCAGGAUCAGAGCCCUUAGAGAGGAGAUCGGUGAAGGCAAUUUCCCGACCUUUAUUGACAUGCAAAUCAUCAGCACUAAAGGCAGCUCGCAGGAUUAAUAUAUUUCCAAAUUGCCUGGCAUGGAGUCACAUUAGUCAAGUAUAUGUGGCAGUCAGUCCAAAAUGUCUAGUUAUUAUACCGUCAGCAAUUCUGUGCUAGUUUCAAGGGCAGCCCAGAACCAAAUGCUCAGGGAAAGUCACUUGGGCGUUCAUUCGGUUAAGGCCCGUUUGAGGCAGAGUCCCCAGUGACCUAGUUUUCUGAGCCGCACGAAAGUGACGACAAACGCCGUAGCGAAAUGCUGGGCAAAAGCAUUUGUCAAACCCAGACAUUUUGGGGGAGGCGCGUACAAUGUCUGAGAAACACCCACUUUCUGACCCUGGGAAGCUAGCAGAAUUGGGGAGCUUCCUGGGCAAAGUGAGUUUUGAAAUUUUAACAUUUUUCACUUCAAAACAAAUUCCCGAGUGCGAACAGGGUCUCUCGUUCAAACACAAGGGCCGGCUGUCAGGCAAAACACUGACAUCUCAGUGGUGCUUCUCCCCACAACCUGCAGCUUGAAAGCUGCGAAGUUCCAUCUGUCAAGGUUUUGAAUCAGAUUAGACUUUUCAUGCCCCUUUGGGUACGUCUACACUGCAGUGUAAACCCAAGUCGGUGGGACCCAGGGUUGUGGACUCAGUGAUUCCAAGCCUGAACUUGAGUGUCCACACUGCCUUGUAAGCCUGGGUUUACAGUUGCAGGAUCCAGCUCUCAUGACCAUACUAACGCCUCCACACCGCACUAGGCAGACCCUGCGACGCAGGUCUGCAACCUGAGCUGUGCCAUGCCAACACUGCAGAAUGCCAGGGCAUGGGCCUAAGUCACAGCAGGACUUGGGCUCUGACCCACCCCCCUAUCAGUAUCCUAAAACCCAGGUUCCAAAUGCUUGUUGACCUGAGUCCGAUUGAUUUGUGGGUGGAUGGAAGAGGAACUUGGGUUCCAACCGGAGUCAGAACCUGGGGUUAGUGUGCAGUGUAGACAUACCCUUUGAGGCUUAUUGGCUUUUGAGCACUUGCCAAACCAGCAGCAGCCUGCAGCCAACCGGCAAACCGGGCUGACAGCAAGCGCAAGAAAUAAAGGGAGUCUCGUCCACCCCACUUGGGACUUCCUGUUCCAUUCUCUCAAGCUCUGCUGAAGGGGAUCUAUCCUUAGACAGAUGUUCCAGUGUGGCUUUGUCACUUGGGAUCUGCUACAUGAAACAAGCCCAGCUUCCUGAUGUUAAAAUUGGAAGUCACUGAAUGUUCUGUACAUGUGUGCUGUGAUUACACAGCAUGCAGCUCCAGCCCGGCUUUUGAAGUUCCCUUUUUGUUCAUUUAUUCCCAGUGUUACAAACCAAUCUGCUACAAAACCUUGCUUUGGGCAUUUAUUAAGAGAGCCAACAAAGACCUCUGUUUCUGUCUCAUCCUCAUCAGAGCUUUGCUCCCUAGCCACAUAUGCAUGGAUGUGUUUUGCUUUUGUAUUUCUUUGGCAUUUGUACUGAGAGCAACACACUUUGUCAAAAUCGUUGUUUUCAUUGCAUGCAAGGCACAGCACUCUUGGUACUGGGUGUCUUUGCAUUGUGCUGUAAUUGUCUCCAUGUACAGCCAACAAAUCUGGCCUCUGCCUUUUAUUUACCUUUGUCCUGUCUUGCUUACCAAUGCUUUUAUCUGGGAAGCGCCGUUUUCACUAGCCUGCCAAAUAUUCACUAUACUUUGUGAUGUCAACGCCAUUUCUCACAAUAACCUUCCUCUGACCUGGUCAUCAGCUACAUACUGCAGAUAAUUUGGUCUCUCCUUAGACCAUCUUCUACCUGUUCAAAAUCACAUGACUUAGCUUUGGUAUGUAGAUCUCUAACUGCAGUCAAUGGUGUCUCUGGCAGCUGGAUUCUUGCCAAGAAAAUGUGCUUUUCCCAAGUUUUAUUCUGACAUCAUAGUAUCCUGGACAGUUCUGAAUGACUUUGCCUGCUCAUUUGCAAUUCCCUUCACCCUAGCACUGGGCUGCAUCGUAGCCCUCCAAAGCCUCCAGGCCUGGAUUUCACCCUCUGCAACCCUGAGAAAGUCAAGGGGCAUAACAUCCUCCAUUUUUGCAAAGAUUUAAUUUCCUUCAACACCACGUAAUAAAAGUGGUGUUGAAGGAAACCCAGGGGAGCCUAUAAGAGAUAGCUGCUUUAGUUCCUGAUACAGGCUAGGGUUAUGAAAGAUUAACACCAUCACAAAAUUGAUUCUAGUGGCAAAACCGCACAAGCUUUUACCUAACAGAUACACUUACAAUAUAACAGUAAUGACAGCUCAUCAGGAAGAGGUUUCAAAUAUGCUCAUUGCAAACAGCAUCAAAGCAACUUUCAACCAAUGCUAACAGUCCCCCAGGCUAUUCUGGUGUCCUUCCUUCAGACUUAAACUCUGUUUUUCAUGCUCACAGCAUCUAAAUGCAGAAAUGCAGACCAAGUCCAAAGGGGAAAAAAUGGCAAUAUUUCUUACAGGAAGAAAAAAAGCAGAAUGAAUUACUGCCAUCUAGUGGCUGCAAAGGACAUUUCCUCCUUUGGAUGAACAUGGUACUGAGACAGGGUAGAAAGAACAAAACGCUCCACCAUGUAAAACUCCAUUGCUGACUAUGAGAAUAAUGAUCAAGCCUUUACAAUUCUGUUAAUGGGAUAUGGUCUUAAUGUUUCUAGUCUAUGCAUCUGUAAUGAUAUGACUGUCUGACACGAGCAACAGAGCAUGAUUUCUAGUGCAGAGUCAUCAUGGGAGUCAAUGGUAAAAUUCAAACAUUCUGAACGUCCGCACCCGCUUUUGGCUACUUCCUGUCUAUAGAACCUGAGUAAAGGCCCUGCAAGGAAAGUAACCUCUGGGCUACAUAAAUGUACAAACAUACAGCCCUAGACAAUGAAGUGUAAUGUUAUUUUCAAUGAACUGGAGAGCGUGCAUGCGUAUCUCAUGGCCUUCUGAAUCAGAACAGUUCAAAAGCAUCUUAGGCCCUAUACUGCUAAUGGUGAGCCUCCUUUAGCUCAUGUCAUAGUGGCCUGGGCGUCUGAAAUUCUUUCCCUGCUACCCCUUGUGAAGCUGUGAAUAAUGACGGUGUGCAACCUACCAACAACUGCAGUGCUUAAGCUGCCACGGAUUUGUCAUUAUAUUUGGCAUUUAUACAGCACUUUAGAAACAUUAACUAAUCAACCCUCCCCACACUCCUGAGGGAUGGGUUGCUAUUUUCAUCCCUGUAUUAUACAUAUGGCAACUGAGUCACAAAAGAGCACUUUUCAAAGAAGUUGAUAUCAAAGCCAAGAAUAGAUCCCAAGCAUUCCUGGCUACUGGUGGUGUGCUCAUACCAUUAGAUCAAAUCUAACCGGAUCACCAAUGACAGAUUAUAAAUGUGCUUCUUAGAAUGUAGCUUGGGACUGUCUGAAUUUUAAAAAAAAAAUACAGCAUGUACAGAGGUGCAGUUGUUUUCUAAUCCUCAAUAAUUAAUUCCCCAAUUAGGUUGGAGUGCCAUGGCGUUAAGAACAACGCAUUUGGUGUUUGUAUUACAGCUUCUUUGAAGAAAUGUUUUGCUGAUCUCUCAAAGGCUAUUCGAUUGUUCCAAAACUUGUUCCUCCACAUUUUGUCAUAAAGGACAUUGGCAUGUUCAAAAUGAAUAGACUACAUGGUAAUUCUUGCUGUAGGGAUUGCCUUGGGCUCAGUUUGAUGCUGAGCGGUCUCCUAGCUGAGAUGCUGUCAGGCUACCUUUAGGGAUGCAGGUCUAAUUGAGCUGCUCAAGCUGCUUUUGUCAAUCCCAAUAAGUCAAACAACACAUGGAGAAGUCCCAGGACUGAGAAUGUGGUUACUGCAUUUCGUAUUGCUGAUCUAAAACAAACCAGAAAGAAGUGGGAAGACUUUCUCUGAGCACCCUCUCCAGUAUAAUGGCAACACCAGAGAGCGCUGCCUUCCCUGGGAUCCUUAGGAUGACAGCAGUGACCUAGCGCUGAGCAGAGUCAGCGCAGUCCUGGAGCAGUGGAAAACAGGUCUGACCCAUGAGAAAGGAGAUGCUCCUUGUGUCCACCCCUGGGCCCAGAUGAAUCUCUUGUCGAUGGCUGUGGUGGCGGAUCCGGAGCUGAAAUGGAUGAGUCUGUGGCUCCGUGUCAGAUGGGCGGCAGUGCUAAUGGUCCUGGUGGGCUCUCUGUUGGUGCUGUUGCUCCCACUGGCUGCCGUAGAAGAGCAGUGUCAGGCAGUGCUCAAAGGACUCUCCUUCCUGAAAAAUAAAUUGGGAGUAGGCUAUGUAGGGAUUACCAGGUACACAGGGCAGACAACUGGACUCAGCGUGACUUCAGGUAAAUUAGAGCUGCUGGUGCUGAAAUCUAAACCCUCCCCAGAAGUCAAAUUAGAAGCCAAAGCCGCUUUGAAUCAAGCCCUUGAAAUGAAACGGCAGGGGAAGCGGGAGAAAGCCCAUAAACUCUUCAUGUACGCCCUCAAGAUGGAUCCAGAUUAUGUGGAUGCUCUGAAUGAGUUUGGCAUCUUUUCUGAAGAGGAGAAAGACAUCAUUCAAGCAGACUACUUGUACUCCAAAGCACUGACCAUUUCUCCUUGUCAUGAAAAAGCUCUGAUCAAUCGGGACCGAACUCUGCCCCUGGUUGAAGAGAUAGACCAGAGAUACUUUAGCAUUAUUGACAGCAAAGUUAAAAAAGUGAUGUCAAUCCCCAAAGGCAAUUCAGCCCUGCGGCGAGUGAUGGAAGAGUCCUAUUACCACCAUAUUUAUCACACAGUUGCCAUUGAAGGGAACACAUUAACCCUCUCUGAAAUACGGCACAUCAUCGAGACCAGAUAUGCCGUUCCUGGGAAAAGUCUUGUGGAGCAGAAUGAAGUCAUCGGUAUGCAUGCUGCUAUGAAAUACGUAAAUACCACACUGGUAUCCCGAAUAGGCACUGUAACCAUCAGCGACAUUUUGGAGAUACACAGGAGAGUGCUGGGCUAUGUAGACCCAGUGGAAGCUGGGAGGUUUAGGACUACCCAGGUGUUUGUAGGACAUCAUAUCCCACCCCAUCCUCAAGAUGUUGAAAAACAGAUGCAGGAGUUUGUACAGUGGAUCAACUCCGAAGAUGCCAUGAGCUUACACCCUGUGGAAUUUGCUGCCUUAGCCCAUUAUAAACUGGUAUAUAUACACCCAUUUGUAGAUGGCAAUGGAAGGACCUCGCGCCUGUUAAUGAAUCUCAUACUCAUGCAGGCAGGCUACCCACCCAUCACAAUCCGUAAGGAGCAACGGGCAGAGUAUUAUCAUGUCUUAGAAGCAGCCAAUGAAGGAGAUGUGAGACCUUUCAUACGCUUCAUUGCAAAAUGUACUGAGACCACGUUAGAUAUGCUGCUUAUUGCCACAACUGAAUAUUCAGUGGGUUUACCUGAGGCUGACGGCAGCACUGCUAGAUACAAGCAAACGAUUCCAGUCAAAACGUGACUGUUCUGACGAUCCAACGACUAACUGAAUGUGUGGAGUAAUAAAGCUUCUCAACAUUCCUGUUGAGAAACAACUCCACCAGAGGAGAAAAUCACUCUUAGCAUUUCAUUUAUUUAAAGAAUAGUAAAUUAAUAUACUUUUUUAUCUCCAUUAUCCUUAUGCCAAGCUAAACUGUGAAGCGUUAGUGUUGAACGUGCACUAGGUCCAGCUUGUGUUACUGGAGGGGAAAGGAGAGAGAAAUCCAAAGUGAGGCCAAUUUGCAAGUGUGAUCCAGGCUGUAGUAAAACUGAUUGAAUUACUUUCUACAAUCCUGUAUGAGAUGGCUUCUUAAAGCCAACACCUUGUAAUUGCCUCAAGGCCAAGUCUAUCUUAAUGUGUAUCGUACAGGGAAGGCACGAGCACCCUUUCUAAAAGUAACAAGGUGGGGGCUAGUAUUUUAUUGUAUUGCUACCAUUGUCUUAUUUCGCUUUCCAACAAAACCCCUUCAGCCAGUGUUGUAGCACUUUAUUUAAAAGCUCUUUAGCGGAAUUAUUUUACAAUUGUCCAAAGGCUCAAGAUCUCCUUUCCUCCCUCACCCCACUGUAAUGUGCCAUACUGCUCUCUUGGUAGCUAAUCUACUUUUGUUAAAGGUAACAUCUAAAACUAGGGUUGUUGUUUUUUUUUUUAAACUUUGUAUGUGCUGCCAUACUUUGUAUGGUGUCCGUUCCCUCUAGUUGGGUGAGUUUUAUGCAGCAACUGGGGUGGGGAUUUUUUAAAGUUGGUUUGAGACCACUGUCCAGGGGAUUCAGGAGCAACUGAACAACCCAUCCUUCCAAAUUUAAUUCAACUGGAUUGCAAAUUGAUUUCUUCUAUUGUGUAUAAGGGUCCUAUACUGCCUCCUGUAGCUUAGUAAGGAUAAUAGCUUACCUAAUUCGGUAAGCAGAAGUUGUCAUGCCAUAGAAAGUGCCUCUUGCAAUGAACACUCCAGUUACAUGUUUGAAAAUAGGUAGCUUCUGCAAAACCAUGGGAAGUAGGUGUUCCUAUACAUAAUAGGAUUCAAGAUCCAACCCCACCAUGUCAGUAGAGAUAGCAAAUUUGUAUACUAGAUACUCUACAGCCCAGUUAAUGCAUUUUCAUCUUCAAAUGGUACAAGAGGCUACUAGCCCCAACUGAUGGCUUUAACAAUUUCUAGAUUUCCUGACUGCUAAUGUGGUUGAGCUAUAUGUCAUCUCAACAGUAUGGAGAAGGCCACUUUCUGAUGCUAUAAUUUUGCAAGUACUCAGAAGCACAUCACACACAAUUUCUUGCAUGUAGGCUCCAGUAAAUUCUAAUACUAGAGUCCAGUUACUGUUUGUGUAAGUUGGCAAUAUCUAAUGAAACAAUGUCAGUAUAUGGCCAUGUUCUCAUUCCUGCUCUUGCUUUGAUAAAAAAGCAUUUGAAGCUUAUUAUAAACAGUAGCCCCUCAGACCCCUUGCUUGCUAGUUAGGUGAUAGUAUGACAAAAAACUGUAGCAAACUGAAAAUAUAACAGCCCAAUGCAUCCUAGUUGGAUUACCUACAACAGCAUCCUGAAUCUGAGAAUGCAAUAAGAUCUUUCCGUAGCUCACUAAUUGAUGGGUAUCAUACAGCCACUCCAUUUCUGAAAUCACAAGUAGCAGCUUGUAAUUGUUAUGCUGCCUAGUUGUUUACUAUACACAAUAAUUUCCCCCACCCUCUGACAAAUAUCAUUUCUCACUUAAAGGCCUGACAUGAAUCCUAUUUAAUAGCAAGUUUCAUAAUAAAACCAGGAGACCAAUAAAGUAUCAAGAUACGAUGUUGCCUGUUAGUAUGUGCUGGCUCAUGUUCAUGUCAUGUAUCAUGACUCAGUGUACUAGACGUCACUGACUGGGAUAAUAAACAAUGGGAAUUGUUUUUAAAAGCAUGCUUAUUUUUGUAGUACAAGAUGUGUAUACAGAUCCUGCACUUUAGCUAUUUGUGGAAAAUGUUAUUUUAGUAACAGAUUAAUAAAGUAUUUUACUAUGUAAA